UUGCGACGCCGCCGCCAGAGGUAUCCUAGAGACACGUACACUAUAUAUCCGGCUUUUCUCUCGUACAGGGAUAAGUAUUCGAAUAGUCGUAGUGCACGUGAACAGUGAAUAUCAAGAUUCAAAUCUUCGAGAGAUCUUCUCUGGGUUCUCUCAAGAAAUCGAUUGAAAGCAAAUAAGCAUCGAUGAUCGACUACUCGGAACAACAUCUGACUGAUAAAUAAAACAGAAAGGAAGAAAUCAAUAUCCAAAGGGACCCAAAGAGUUCGUAUAACGCAAAACGUUUCAACGAUGACGCAAAUUAUAUGGAAUCAUUGAAAAUUACAAUGUAAAUGGUGGUGGUGUUAAAGAAGGUAUCGAUGAGUCGUAUGUUAUCCAACUUCUCAAUAAUCCCCGGCGAUAAGAGUAGCAGACUUUAAGGAUAUUAUCCUUGAUCCAAAUGACGCGUACCAGGAUAUUAAAGGCCAGGAGUGACGUGAUCGUGUUCGCGAUUAGAAUCAAAUGACGAACGAGCCCCGUGGUUCCUUCCAGAAGGAGAAGAAGAGACGUUUGCUGGAUUCAUUGGUACCCAACGUGACACACAACAUCUCAAAUUUAUCAGAUUGGGUUAACGUUAUCCUUUGAUACCAUUGUUGUCGAAAAGAUCCUACCUUGGUAAGAUUUUUGUAAACAGGAGAUCCUGGAAGAUUUCAGUAAUUUGAAUUGCAAAUUCAUGUGGCGAUUGCUGUAGUAACGGAAACUCUAUCGGCCCAAAGGCUUUAAUUAGCGAGAAGUUCAAGGGAAAGGAUUACAGAUCUCGCCCUUGACUGUUUGCGUUUCACCUAAAUUCAGCAUUGACUGAAAAACUCUCCGUUUGGAGAGACAAAGACAUCGACUUGUUAAGUGGAAAAAGACGAAGCAUCAAGAAGAUUCUCAGGAUCAUCAGAAUGAUUUCAAAACGCACAAUUUUCGUGGCAACCGACUUGGAUUGUUUGCUGUUACCCCUUUAGAGGUAAAGUUACUCUACUAGCUGCCGACUAAAUUCGUCGUCAUCUCCGCGAACAGUCAAUCUAUUUAUUGCUGAAGAUGCAUCCGGGGUUGCUGACCGGCUAGGUGUCACCAGGCUAAUUUUAGACGUUCGUGAAACCGGAAGUCAUCAAGAUCGUGAUCGAAGCUGACAAGGACACGGUCAAGAUCAAUGAACGUUAUUGCUGGUGGCCUAACCUUUGGUGCACAUGCUCGUCACUUUGUUUCUGCUCACGAACGAUAAUAUUCUGCGUCUUAUUCUACUGUCUUCUUUUUCAUAAUUUUCUACGUUCAAGUAAAUGCUGACUUAUUCCACUUUUGUAUCGAAUACAUCAAUUUAUAAUUCCGAAGACUUUUCACUUCGUUUCUAUCGACACCCUCGAAGCUUGCAGUUUGAUUUAUUACAAUCUGACAACAGGGGUCGUUCAAGUCCAGAUUAUCCGACAACGAUGGGGGUGUGAUAAAUUAGGAGGUAUUCAAAAGCAUCUCUAACAUCUUGGAUUCACCAAGCGUGACUGAUUGCCUGCGAUAAAUUCCUCCCGCAAUUUUGUCGAAGACCAGCCAACACUUUCAUCAUCUAUUUAUAUAUAUAUGUGUUCUAACCGAACAUAGCCGAAACGAAGCACAAAAAUAGUGUGAUAACUUGUGAUAAUUUUAACGAAUUCCAAGUAUCCUCUACUUAAGGGUGAAGAAGUACCCUGAUAGCAGCUUGAAGAUUUUUUCAAAAUGUCGAGUUCACCGGGAGCCCGUAAAGUGCCACCGCCAAGGCCGAAAAUCCAACUUCCUCUGCCGGGACAAUUUUAUCCGCAAACAGGGAUGGGUUACGUGCCCACCCCAUAUGGGCAGACUCCCAUCCCCAUGACGCCCGUUUCCGGUCAACCGCAGAUGAUAUACUCGAACAGGGCGAGCGAGUUUGUUUUCAGUCAGUUCAAAGGCAUCAAGGACUGGACCAAGUCAGGGCUGAGCGUCGGCGAGAAGAGUGCGUUCUGGCUUUACGAGAAGGUCAGUUCCUGGAGCAAACGAUGGUUCACGCACAUUUUCUUAUUUGUUGUCGUGCUUUUGUACAGUAUCGGGGGUGCGAUGAUAUUCGUCACGAUCGAGGGCACGAACGAGGACAUGAUGCAUUUCAACAUUCGUAAAGAGAGAAACGAGACACUGACAAUAAUUAGAGAGUUGUGGAACGACCAGCUUUUGGGAGAACUCGGAUCUGUGGGAUGGCCGCGCGAGGAACGAAUUAAUGAAAUAUGAGGAACAUCUGUACGAGUUCUACAAACGUGGCCUGACGGAUCGUGGUCAAAAGGUGUGGACAUUCUGGAAUGCCGUGUUCUACUGUGGCACUAUUUACA
Megachile rotundata (alfalfa leafcutting bee) is the source of this 2348-nucleotide messenger RNA. RefSeq lists its product as uncharacterized. NCBI's taxonomy places the organism in Eukaryota, Metazoa, Arthropoda, Insecta, Hymenoptera, Megachilidae. Gene Ontology annotation, biological process: potassium ion transmembrane transport; stabilization of membrane potential. Gene Ontology annotation, cellular component: plasma membrane. Gene Ontology annotation, molecular function: potassium ion leak channel activity; outward rectifier potassium channel activity. The record is from RefSeq and is a predicted model, not a curated record.